This is a messenger RNA of Prunus armeniaca (apricot), 999 nucleotides long. Lineage: Eukaryota; Viridiplantae; Streptophyta; Magnoliopsida; Rosales; Rosaceae. The record is from the annotation of a GenBank genome assembly.
AUGACACUGGGACUUCUCCAAUGGAGUCCUUGCCACCAAUAUCUCUCCCUUUCCUUCACUAUCCCCACAACCAAACACACCCAACUCCCACUCUCAAUCUCUGCCACACUAGAACCCGCUACCAGUACCCAACAACACCUCACUGCCAGAGAGAGAAGGCAGCUGAGGAACGAGAGGAGAGAGAGCAAAACAGGUACCAAUUGGAAAGAACAGGUGGAGGAAAAGCUUCUGGAGAAGCCCACGAAGAAGUUCGCUAAUUGGAAGGAAGAGCUCAACAUUAAUAACCUCGCUCGUGAGGGCCCUCAAUGGUGGAUCGUUAAGGUCUCUCGACUCAAGGGCCAGGAGACUGCUCAGCUCAUCGCUCGCUUGCUUGCUAGGAACUACCCUCACAUUGAUUUUAAGGUGUAUGCUCCAGCUAUUCAUGAGAGGAAAAAAUUGAAAAAUGGUACUUACUCAGUUAAACCAAAACCCCUGUUCCCAGGGUGUGUGUUUAUAAGGUGUGUUUUGGACAAAGAGAUACAUGACUUCAUAAGAGAGUGCGAUGGAGUUGGAGGCUUUGUUGGUGCUUUGGUUGGAAAUACGAAAAGACAGAUCACCAGACCCAGGCCAGUUUCUGAGUUUGACAUGGAAGCUAUCUUCAGACAGGCAAAGGAAGAACAACAAAAAGCCGAACAAGCUUUUGAACAAGAUCAGCAAGAAGCAGCCCUCAACGAUGGGCUCAAUUCUGAUGAUGCUGUAAAGUCUACUGGAGAUUCUAAACCAAAAAGGCGAUCUAGAAAAACACUUGAUCCUCUCAUAAAUGGUUCAUCUAAAGGAAAGAAUGAGAAGCUCGUCCCAGGUUCUAGUGUACGAGUUGUAUCUGGGACUUUUGCAGAAUAUGUAGGCAGCCUCAAGAAGCUGAAUCGCAGAACCAAAAAGGCAACUGUGGGAUUUACGUUAUUUGGGAAAGAAAGCUUAGUAGAUUUAGAUGUCAGUGAAAUUGUUUCAGAGACCACGUAA